AUGGAUUCCCCAGCGAAAAAACGGAAAACUAGUGAGACUGCAGGAAUUACUGUGGCACCAAAGCUUUCUCAAAAUGGCCUCCAUCGGUCGAGACGACCCUCCUUUCAGUCUCCAACGAGGGCCAGUCUCGCACGAUCACAUCCCGAUAUAUUAGAGCGCGCAAUCAGCCGAUCUCCUGCCCGACGACCAGUAAACAAAGACAGUGGGCAACAAGAUCCUCGAAAGUUUGGAUUGCGCGAUCGCAAAGCGCUCCGACCCUCGCUUAAUGUCCCCGAAAGUCCCCUCACUCGACCUCGAGGCUCUGAAGCGCCCGAAAGUUCCCCCAACAGGCGCUCAAGUGGCGUCCAAGCGUUCUCAAAGCCCCCGCGCAGGAUUUCAAGGAGGAUUCUUCCAGGGGAUUUGGUGUUUGGGUCCCCAAUGCCACAGCCAAAAAACCCGGAAUCGAAUACCCCCGAGCGUCAGUUGGCAAUAGAAUUGGGCAGCGCCACAAGAGAAGUAGAUAUGGAUAUGGGUCCGGACUCUAGUUUCAUGGAUGAAGAUAACCUCGAACCCGACCUUCCCCCCACGCCAACACAACUAGGUUUGGAGAAGGCCCCGGAACGACCUAGGGGGAUGUUGAGUAGCAGCCCUAGUAGGCGACAGGAGAAACGAGUGAAACGAACUACCAAUGCAUUACACGAAAGCCCAUUGAGGGCAGUGAACUUCCAAUCCCCUCCACCGGAAUAUUUUGAGACAGUUUCAGACCUGGGUGCAGUGUCAGCGGCUAUUCGCGAGAAACGCAUUUCACGCGAGAAGAGGGCGGCGGAUCUGCGACGGCUGAGAAACGAAGUCGAAGAACUGGAAACGUGGGCAAAGAAAAUCGAGUCUAAUCCUGACAUAAAAAGUGAUAACAGAGGACUCGACAAAUUUCUGUCUUUACUCACAUCGGAAGAGGCGAACCGUACAAGUCUCCCAAUACCCCAGACAGCUCCCAAAUCAAUAUCAUCCCUCCUCGCCACUUUACUCCCGUUCUCUGCCAAUAUUCCUCGCCCAAAACGUGAAUUAUCAUCGCUGCCAACAAAUCCAUUUGCCCUGCAAGAAGCCUCUCAGUCACUGCCAUACCUAACAGCCUUUGCACCCUUGACCCUCAAAACCCGCACAACUUGGUCGUCGCGUGGGGAGGAGCUGUCAGAAACACACACACUGAUAUUUUCUCCCCCAUCUCCAUUCCCAGCCAGUCUAUACAAUGUGACUGUUGUCUACGAGACAAACCCCGAGACCCAGGCCUUGACCUCCCUGUCAGUGCCUACUGGCAGCGACAGCAAGAAAAGAAAAAUCCCCGAAGCUCUCCGCCGAUGGAUUGAUUCCCGCUUAGAGAACCGUCUCUUGAAACUCGACGUGGCAAGUCUAUGCUGGGGAAUCAACCGGUAUUGGGAAUCUGCAAUCACUCGCGCUCGUUUAUGGGCACACAUCGACCAUAAAUACGGUGCGCGGGCCUCACAGGGCAGAAAGGAUACUGUCUUGGAAAGCAAGCAUGGCGUUAUCACACUUUCUGAACUGCGACGAUUGGUCCCGCAUUUGGAUCGGAAUUCCAUGGUCAUCAAACCUAAAUCUUCAAACUCCAGUCCCCGAGUGCUUUUGUCAAAUACUUUGGUGUUGGAUGAAUGGACCGGAGAGCCUCAGCUACGGCCCGAGAUCAGCGUGUCGAUCCCUGGGGUGGAUAAGAAAAUCGACCAGGAGACAAAGAAGCUUUUCUAUGCAUUGCUACGUGAGGAUGGCGCUUUGGGCAUUCGAGGUGUGGAGGAUAAUAUCCAUGUCGAUGCGGUGUUAAGGGCGACUGAAGGUGCUCUUGGUGCUUUGUUCGGUGGUCUUUGA
Penicillium robsamsonii is the source of this 1854-nucleotide messenger RNA. RefSeq lists its product as uncharacterized. The record is from RefSeq and is a predicted model, not a curated record. The transcript has 2 exons. The coding region runs from base 1 to 1854 and encodes 617 amino acids. NCBI's taxonomy places the organism in Eukaryota, Fungi, Ascomycota, Eurotiomycetes, Eurotiales, Aspergillaceae.